Lethenteron reissneri (Far Eastern brook lamprey) is the source of this 2947-nucleotide messenger RNA. RefSeq lists its product as uncharacterized. Lineage: Eukaryota; Metazoa; Chordata; Hyperoartia; Petromyzontiformes; Petromyzontidae. The record is from RefSeq and is a predicted model, not a curated record. Gene Ontology annotation, biological process: regulation of apoptotic process.
GUGGUAGCAAGCGAAGUGAAAGAGGAAACCAGAAUUGUACCGCGUAAAGUCACAAAACGGCGGAAAAGAAAAAACCCAACCCAAGUUCGGAAAGCGUCCACUGAGGUUGCGUUGCCCGUAGGUUCGAGACAUGGACGAGUCAAUGGCUGCCAAGCUGAUCAGAGGGAAGAGGCCGGAACUGAAGACGUGGAUUGGCAGGGACCCCACGUACCUGCUCGACUACUUGGAGAGCAGGGGUUUGAUCUCUCGUGAGAAAUACAACGAGGCCAAAGACAUCAACGGGAAAGUGGAGCGUGCCAACUUUUUGAUCAACGAGCUCAUCGACAGGGACGAGUGCCUCAAGCUCUGGAGGGCUCUCGAAAGCCUACAGGACCCCUACCCCCAGCUGAAGGAGUGGAUCUCAGCCUGUGUGUCGACUACACAUCACGCUUGUGAAAAAUACAGCACCACUCCUGCUGGCGAGGUGGCGACGAAGGAGAAGGCCUUCAGUAGACUGACCGCAUGCUCGGACGAGCAACUGUUCGAUGGCAUACAGAAAAAUAUAAGGGCGCUGGUCGAGGCUAUCCAGGGAGAUGUGCAGCCGCUGUUGAUAAAUCUGUUCGAGAAAGAGAUCUUCACACUUGCCGAGAUGAAUGCUGUCUCGACCGCUCAAAAAAAUAAUGGUGGCUCUGAAGCUGCAUCUCAACUGAUAACGAUGCUGCUCCAUAAGGGUGACAGUGUGGCCAGAGAAUUCUGGAUGGCCCUCUCGAAUUUGAAGACAAACUAUCCGCGGAUGCACAAGAUCUUUGAGAAUGGAAUCUGAUCAUCGAGCCCGCUGCUUGAUGUCUGCAAGACGCCUCUCGGGGAUGUUGCGGCUCAAAUUUUAUAAACAACUAAAUUUUUGUUGUUGCUGUUAUUUGUUUUGCUGGGUGUAAGCCCACACAAUGAUAGAAGCUCUGUGUCUCUAUGGGUCUCUGUGGGUCUCUAUGUGUCUCUAUGGGUCUAUACAGAAAUAAGAAAUUAAGGAGAAACAUUAUCUUUACACUCACAAGAACAGAGCUGCUUAAUGUUAAACUUAAAGCUGAGGUCACCCCACCCUUUACCCGAGUGGCUAACGCCUGAGCACGAUCUCUGACGAGUCUUCGGAUGCUUUCAGAUGAGGUCAUGCAGAGUGUUACACCUCCCACCAAACUGCUCAAGUGUCCAUGAGGGUUUCAAGGGGCCAGCAAACCCUUGAACCCCCUACCUCUCAAUUGCUACAGGAAAACAAAGCCAAGACAAUCUCCUAACUUCGCCAACACACACACACACGCUGUAGGGACUGAGUCUUUGAGCUGCAGUGAAAUGAUGAUUAUGCCGAUUAUAUGUACAGGGACUCCUCUACUAACAAAAAUUUAAGUUACGAACUUUCAGAGAUACGAACAAACCUGUCCGUAUGUCCAGUUGCCUGUUCGGACCGAGGGUCGUAAGGUAAACUGCCGCGCACUAAAUGGCGUUGGUGAUAUCUAAUUCUGUAGAACAUGAAGAACCAUUGGCAUCAUGAUCUACAGCAUAUUAUACAACUUUUAAAGCCAUUCCCCAUGUUUAGUGUAGAUGCCGUACAACAUGUUUGGAUUCGACAGGAUUCAAGUUGGGACUUACGAACAAAUCGACUUACGGACAGACAACAGCAGUGCUCUGAUUGGACAAAAAUUGCCGCGCUCCAUCCCGUGGGUGCAUAUAUACACAGUAGAACUCUUCUUAACAAGCACCCCUGUUAACGACUAAUCACUUAACGAUAGGCAUCUAUAGAGCCCAAUGUGUUCGCUUACCGACCAUUCCCCUGUUAACGACUGGCUAUUGUAGAUACAGGGAAGAUUAAUUGAUGCAUUGAUUAACCACAUUUCUUUUAAUGUUACGUGUUUAUAAUGUCAGUAUCUUUAAGCAUUAAUAUCCGGUUUUUUUUAUUACAAAGUACGUUUUUUGGGUGAAAAAGGGUAACUUUCGAUGCUGUUGGAACGAAUUAAGCCUUCAACGUGUCUUUCCUAUACUCGCUUAAUGACCAAAUCAAUUAACGCCCGGUUUUGUGGAACAAACUACCAUCGUCAAGGGGUUCCACUGUAUAACGUCAAACUGCAUGCCUAUAAUAGAGGUUUAUUUGGGGUUAGUUUUCCGCCAUCUAACCCCAAAAUAAAAACCAUCAUAGGGAAUAUUGGUCGUGUAAGCGCCUACCUACUACUACGGAUAAAACACACGGACUGUUUGUCAAAAUUUCGAUUUAAAGCUUUCGUGACUGCAGGGAUUCAUCUUCUUGGUUCUUUCGGUAAAGUCACGUAGAAGGGAAGUAAUAAAAUAAUAAAAAUAAAACAUAAUAAAAUCAAAUAAUUCUCACAGUGAGAAUUAUUAGAUUUUAUUAUGUUUUAUUUUUUUAUUACUUCCCUUCUACGUGACUUUACCGAAAGAACCAAGAAGAUGUUUGUCAAAAUGUUAACGGGUUUAGUCGGAAACGCACAGGGGGCGAGGGUGGUUCGGGUGUGGGGGAGGUUCCUAUGUGGAGGACAGAACGUUAACGUAGAAGAGAAACAACUCCCAGCUCUUGGCCAAGACCGCCAUUGUGCCACUGUACUGUACGUUUUUACGUUGCAUUUUAUUUUUUUGUUGUCAAUGCAUUGUUCCAACGUGGAAUUUUUAAAAUUAUGAAUGUUUUUAAAUAUAAUUAAGUACAAUUAAAAUAGUUAUGGGUGUUGUUCAUGAAUAAUUAUAAUCGAUUGAAAUUAAUGAUUACAUUUGUAUUAAUUUGAUCGUAACGAAUAAUUAUGCACACAGAAUAGUUAUCAGGAGCGAUUUUGCGUGAGAUUAUCGUAAAGUAAUAGUUUUUACACGGUUUUAUGAAUUAAAGAUCGAUUCGUAGAUUAAAUUUAAACAAUGAACAGAUGCUCGCAUUAACCACAAGUUAUCAUUAUUUAAUUAAACUAAAACAAUUAAAAGA